Molecule: messenger RNA, 520 nt
Organism: Suncus etruscus (white-toothed pygmy shrew)
Lineage: Eukaryota; Metazoa; Chordata; Mammalia; Eulipotyphla; Soricidae
Gene: S100A2
Product: S100 calcium binding protein A2
Exons: 3
Coding region: 117-410 (97 amino acids)
Cellular component (GO): cytoplasm
Molecular function (GO): transition metal ion binding; calcium ion binding
Source: RefSeq, a predicted model, not a curated record
CAGGGAUGGAACCCAGGUUGACUGCAUGGAAAGCAAAUGCUCUAUUUGUUGUACUAUCACCCUAAUUUAAUUUCUUUCCUUCAAGUUCCAAGAGAGGGUUCCUGCUCUCAGCCAAGAUGUCGACCUCCCUGGAGCAGGCCCUGGCUGUGAUGGUCAGCACCUUCCACAAAUACUCGGGCGCCGAGGGUGACAAAUACAAGCUGAGCAAAGGCGAGAUGAAGGAGCUUCUGCAAAAGGAGCUCCCCAGCUUUGUGGGGGAGAAGGUGGAUAUGGAGGGCCUGAAGAAGCUCAUGGACGACCUGGACGAGAACAGUGACAAGGAGCUGGACUUCCAGGAGUAUGCUGUCUUCCUGGCCCUCGUCACCGUCAUGUGCAACGACUUCUUCCUGGAUUUCCAAGGCCGGCCCUGACAGGGUUCCCCCAGACAACAGAUGAACAGACGGAGUUCCCACUGCUCUCACUACUGUGACAUGGCACCUUUCCCUUUUGUACUCAUUAAACUCAUUUGGUUUGUAGAUAA